AUGGAAGAGAAGAUUAGUCGCCUGCAAAGCAAUCUGGAGACGGCGGAACGCUUGGUUCAGACCAAAUCUGAACUCAAUUUCAUCACGGGUGGUCAAAAGGAGAAAGCCGAUGGCAGCACGGAAACCGAGGGCAGGCAAGGGGAAAAGACAGUCGGUGGCAAACCGUCCGGGGACGAACAUGGCAGGGAGGAAGAGGAACAGCAGCAGCAGUUGGAUGAGGCAGCAGAUCUGGCGACGCGGACUCAAAUGCAACAGCAGAUGAGCAUUCAUCGCAAGAACCUCAGCAGUAUGAUGAUGCAACUGUCGAAUGCACAGGAGCACAUCAAAGACCUUACUGAACAACUGGAGGACAGUAAAGCUGAACUCGUACGUGCUCAGGAACGCGAGAAGUUGAAUGAGGAGCAUAAUGAACGUCUUUCCUCCACCGUGAGUUAA
Dibothriocephalus latus is the source of this 435-nucleotide messenger RNA. The record is from the annotation of a GenBank genome assembly. Lineage: Eukaryota; Metazoa; Platyhelminthes; Cestoda; Diphyllobothriidea; Diphyllobothriidae.